Molecule: messenger RNA, 1497 nt
Organism: Desarmillaria tabescens
Lineage: Eukaryota; Fungi; Basidiomycota; Agaricomycetes; Agaricales; Physalacriaceae
Product: maintenance of telomere capping protein 1
Exons: 4
Coding region: 65-1393 (442 amino acids)
Source: RefSeq, a predicted model, not a curated record
GCCAGAUUAGAUCAGUGCUGCUCUUGCAUCACACUUCCAUCCAGACAGCCACUACCCGUCUCCCAUGGCCAAGUCAAAGUCGAAACAGGAAGAGGCUCUUCAGCUCCUCGACGACCUCGAUUCCUUCACGCCUCUUCCAGAGGUAUCGUCCUCUGGGACGGCGUCGCCUGGCGCAGCACCGUCUAGUGCCAAUGAAGGCGAAGCCGAGGUCCUGGCCUUCCUGGAUGAAAUCACCCAGAAGAGCUCGGAGCCGACACGCUCGACGACAGCACAUCUAGAGCGUCCAGCAUCUCGUUCUGCGACACCGACUCUCAGGAAGAGCACUGAAAGAGUUCGUCUUGGGGGUUCAGGGCUGUUUAGCGCGACUUCCCCUUCUCCUGCAUCUGCUUCCAAACCAUCUACGCCACCAGCAACUAAGCCUCAGGCUCAAGAGACGCCUGCUGCAACCGGUGGUUGGGGCUGGGGCUCGGUAUGGACCAGUGCUUCAGCUGCGAUCCAGCAAGCCAAGACGGCGGUCGAUGAGCAGGUCAAGCAUCUGCCCAAGAACGAGCUGGCAAAGAAAUGGGGUGGAGAUAUGCUUGAGUAUGCGAAGAGUGCCCAGCUCGAUAAGCUCGGCCAGGAUUUCAAACGGGUGGGCUUGUCGACUCUAACGGAUAUUCUGAACGCUGUUGCUCCUCCAAUUUCUGAACAUGAAAUAAUACAGGUAUGGUUGAGCCAUGACAUGACAGGUUACGAUGGCGUCGAGUCGCUUGUGUACCGUUCUCUUGCUAGAAUCAUGGAGCAAGUGGAGGGCGGGGAUCUCAUCGUUAAUAAGGGAAAUAAAUCCCGACCUAGAGAUGGCACCGUGGAAGGCCGAGAGCUUAAUGCCGUAGAGGGAUACGAUGCCGCAGUGAAGCUUGCACAGGCAAACCUCGAUGAAAUGAUCAAGAUGAAGGACGCGCAAAAGCCCAAAUCACAGUCGUCUGCACAGACUCCUGUAUCCUAUUCAUAUGUGUACCUUCGCGUGCAGCCAUUCCUCACUUCAUACCCUGUUCCUUCCAAACCAGAGUCUGAUGCGCCUUCUUCAUCCUCGUCACCGUUGGAGCCUUCUACCCAGCAACACUUACAAUUUUUGCUUUACUUCUCUGACCCAGCUCUCAACCUGGUGCAUACUACCAUAACACAGAGCAUCCCUGGCGCAUGGCUUGGGCUUUGGGAUGACUACGAAUGGGUUGAGGACUUGGUCGCGGAAGCGCUACGAAUCGGCGUCGAGGUUGUUGGUCAAGAAUAUGUGGUGGCCAGAAUGGGUUGGGCAGCUUUGGGCGGUAAGAAGGAGGAAACUUCCAAGAGCGCUGAUAAGACCGAGUCGAAGGACGGCACAGCGGAGGAGAGUACAAAUAACGAGGAAACCUGACUAUUUGUAUGACAUUGAAGCUUGCCCAGGAUUCUCUUAUCAGUGUAAUUGUAUCAGAGCCUCUUACGAUUUGGAAUAAGGAAUAGUAUUUAUAUGUAGAGUUC